CGAUGCAUUUUGUCACUCGCCUGCCAGCUGGUCCGACCGGUAACGACGCGAUUCUCGUCGUCAGCGAAACUGUUCCUCACGAACAUCGUGCGACUACACGGCAUGCCCUUGGCAAUCAUCAGCGAUCGCGACCCACGGGUCACGUCCAACUUCUGGACAAAAACCUGGCAGCAGUACGGCACACGUCUACAUCUGUCCACGGCGUACCACUCGCAAUCGGACGGCCAGACUGAGCGCACCAAUCAGACGAUGGAGCAGCUAAUUCGCACAACGUGAAUAGACCUGGCCCAAUGGGAAGACACCCU
Messenger RNA from Closterium sp. NIES-67, 305 nucleotides. The record is from the annotation of a GenBank genome assembly. NCBI's taxonomy places the organism in Eukaryota, Viridiplantae, Streptophyta, Zygnematophyceae, Desmidiales, Closteriaceae.